AUGGCCGAUGAUUAUGGCGAGCCGACGAAUUGUCUAAUCACUGGUGGUUGCGGGUUUAUCGGAUCAAAUUUCAUCAAUUUUAUUCACGAGAAAUGGAGUAAAACAAAAUUCGUGAACUAUGAUAAAUUGACGUUUGGAGCUUCCACAGAACAUAUUGAGCCUCGAGUCAUCGAUGGAGGACGCUACACUUUCAUUCACGCAGAUCUUCUCGAUCAAACAACUCUCAACAAAGCUCUUGAAGAAAAUCAUAUUGAUACCGUUAUUCAUUUUGCUGCAAUCACACACGUUGAUGACUCCUAUGCAGACAGAAUAGGGACAAUUCAGGAAAACAUCAUUUCAACAACGACUCUUUUGGAAUCAAUCGUCAACAGCAGCUAUAAAGGAGUGAAAAGACUUGUGCACAUUUCAACAGAUGAGAUCUACGGUGAUUCACAAGAAUCAGACACGACUCCAAAAUCAGAGACUACUCUUCCAAAUCCCACCAAUCCGUAUGCAGCCAGUAAAGCCGCUUGUGAGCUCAUCAUUGGGGCAUAUUAUCGUUCCUACAAGCUCCCUUACGUGAUGGUUCGUAUGAACAACGUUUACGGACCUCGUCAAGCAUACAGCAAAUUGAUACCCAAAUUCACAAAGCUAGCUCUCGAAGAGAAGCCAUAUCCAUUGAUGGGUGAUGGGAAACAUUGCAGACGAGUCACUCAACAGGGAACAGUUGGAGAGGUUUACAACAUUGGCACCGAAUUCGAGAUGACGAAUAUCGAUUUGACAAGAAAAAUCCACGCUAUCGUCAACAAGUUACAAGAGCGCGAUCAAAACGAUCCAAAAUUCACGCCAAUCCCGGAUCGACCCUAUCACGAUCGGCGAUAUUUCAUCGAUUUUGGUAAAAUCAAGCGGGCAUUUGGUUGGGAGUGUACAACUCCAUUCGACGAGGGUCUCAUGGAAACGAUUCAAUACUACGUGAAGCAACACUACAAAGAACGAGCCACCAGAACCCAAGCU
Molecule: messenger RNA, 993 nt
Organism: Mesorhabditis belari
Lineage: Eukaryota; Metazoa; Nematoda; Chromadorea; Rhabditida; Rhabditidae
Source: the annotation of a GenBank genome assembly